GUGGAGUCAGCAUUCACUAGAACAAAACAAUUCCAGUGUGUCAACGCUUCGAUCCCAACGGAAAAAAUUCUUUCCAGCUGGAUACCACCUUGCUACUUCAAGUCGCGGAUGUAAUGUUGUAUCGUUUGUGUACAGCAGUCGUCUUUUGGUCUUGCUAUCGUCCUUCCCUUGCGUUUACGGUGCCAUCGACCAGAGGCCCUUCUACCACCACGUACCGCCGUUACCUUUCGGUUAAAUGGCGUCGCUGAAGCCAUACAUCGAAAUCUUAAUACAAGGAACGCGUCCACUGACAGCAGAUGAAACCGAAGCAGCAUUUUCUGAGAUUUUACAAGGAGCCGAUGAAGUUCAGGUCGGGUCGCUCUUGACUUUGUUGCGUGCCCGGGGUGAAACGCCUUCCGAGAUUGCUGGUAUGGUUCGGGCUAUGAACAAAGCCUGCAACGCAGUUGAUCUUGGAAAUCGGAAACUUUUGGACAUUGUCGGUACAGGAGGUGAUGGAGCCGAUACAAUCAACAUUAGCACGGCAUCAGUGGUGCUCGCGGCCGCCUGUGGUUGUAUUGUGGCCAAGGCGGGGAAUCGUUCCGUGUCGUCAGCGUGUGGAUCAGCAGACGUACUGGAGGCUCUGGGUGUCAAAGUUGACCUGACACCCGAGCAGGUUGUAAAAUGUGUCGAUGCCGUCCGUAUGGCCUUCAUGUUUGCCCCGGUCAACCACCCGUCGAUGAAGUAUGUGGCACCAAUUCGCAAAAAGUUGGGUGUGAGAACGUGUUUCAAUAUUCUCGGACCCAUGACAAACGCGGCUGGCGCACAGCACGCUGUCAUCGGAGUCUUUCACCCUGAGCUCCUGUCACUUAUGGCGGGCGCCUUAAAAGAAGUUGGGCGUGUGGAUCAUGCGGUAGUUAUCCAUGGGCUGGGACUGGACGAAAUUAGCCCCCUGGGACCCUCGACCAUUCUAGAAAUUAAGAACAUUGCGGCUCCGGGUGAGCCCCGUAUCUACGAAGAACGGGAAUUUGAGUUCGAUCCCUUGAGUAUUGGCAUUGCGCGAUGCGAACUGGCUGACCUAAAGGGUGGUGGGCCUGAAGAGAACGCUCAAAAGUUUCGAGAUGUACUGUUGGGUGGAGGACAUACCGACGCAAAGAGAGAUUCUAUUGUCUUGAACGCUGGGGUCGGUUGCUACGUUUUCGGUUUGGCAAAGUCCAUCGAAGACGGAUGUGACCUCGCUCGUGCAACUCUCGAAUCCGGCAAAGCAAGCUCGCUGUUAGAAUCUUGGGUGAAAGUGAGUCAAGAAAUUGCUACGGCGGAAAAGGUAGCAUAGUUUUCUGUAGGAUUGAAAUUAUGCCAAG
Messenger RNA from Phaeodactylum tricornutum CCAP 1055/1, 1337 nucleotides. Its product is annotated as anthranilate phosphoribosyltransferase. Gene Ontology annotation, biological process: L-tryptophan biosynthetic process. Gene Ontology annotation, cellular component: cytosol. The transcript has a single exon. Gene Ontology annotation, molecular function: anthranilate phosphoribosyltransferase activity. Bases 236 to 1309 code for a protein of 357 amino acids. The record is from RefSeq and is a predicted model, not a curated record. Lineage: Eukaryota; Bacillariophyta; Bacillariophyceae; Surirellales; Neidiaceae.